AUCGCUGGUAUUGCAGUGAAAUGCUUAAACAUACAUUGAUCUUGCACAACAUUUUGAUGCAAACAGAUAAAAAUCCAGGGAACAAUUUCCAAAUAAUUUGGCAGUAUAUAAACUAUUUGGACUAUUUCUACUUUGCUGAAACAUUAGGACAUUCCACAGAUCAUUUAAGAACCAAGAUGAACAAAACGACUGAAGCAGUACCUUCUUACAACAGCAAUGAUAUUGAGACUCACAGACCAAGAAAAAAUAUUUCCUAUUUUCACAAUAAAUGUUGGUCGUUAUUCUCGCAAAGAUUAAUUAGCAUAAAGGUCUUUGUCAUUUAUGUCAGCCUUGCAAAUAUAUUCGUGCACUCUUUGGACCAUUAUUUGGGAUCACAGAUAACAGCCAUUGAAAAACAGUUUAAUUUGCAAAGCAAAUCCUCAGGAAUUCUCAUAAGUAUAAAUGAUGUUGGAUUUAUAUGUUCUGUGCUAGUUUUGGGUUAUUUACUUAAGAACUGUCAUAGACCAAGAGUGUUAGCUAUUACCAAUGUUACAGUUGGUCUUGCGAUUCUUAUCUGUGCUCUGCCCUACUUUAUCACACCACAUCCAAAAUGGAAUACUAACCAAAACAACAAUGGAGCCAAUAGAACAAUGUGGACUGAUUUCAAAUCAACACAGGAUCCAGCUUUAAAUACGAGUAUUGAGUGCAAUUUGAUGGAAGAAGAAUCCUUCACUGGUUCCAGUACAAUUGGUUACUUCUUUAUUUUUAUUGGAAUGCUGCUGAUUGGUGUUGGAAAAGCUGCAAGAUUUCCACUUGCCAUUGCAUACAUUGAUGAGAAUGUAGAUGAAGCCCACACUGGCGGCUAUGUAGGAAUCUUAAAUGGAAUGAAUUGUUUCGGCCCAGUUGUUGUAUUCUGUCUUGGUGGAUAUUUCAGUAAGCAAUAUGUUACUCUGGAAAAAACCUCUCUUAAACCUUCUGAUCCUCAAUGGAUUGGUGCCUGGUGGCUAGGAUUCCUUACUUUUGGUUUUGCAGCCAUAUUAAUGUCAGUGCCAUUAUUUUUAUUCCCAAGAAAAUUAAAAGAAAAUGAAAAUGUACCAGAGAAGAAAAAGACUUUAUCCUUCAAAGAUAUGAUCCAGACAUUUUACAACAUGGCAAAAAACCCAUUAUUGAUUUUAAUCUUAGGACAUAUAGGUCUGAUUAUAUUCUCUGCAUCUGGCACUUUACCCUUCAUACCAAAAUAUUUUGAAACUCAAUUUAAAUGGACUUCAUGGAAAACCAAUAUUGUCGUCAGUACCACAUUUGUCUUGAUGUCUUCCAUUGGAAUGAUUGUUGGUGGUGUUAUCACGAGCUUCUACAAAAUGGAUCUCAGAAAAUGCUUGAAGUUUUCCAUGGUUUUAGUAACCUUUGAUCUUUUCUUAGUCUGGAUACCAAUUUUUAUACAUUGCCCUCAAACAGAAUUGGAAGUUACAGACUUCCUGCAACGCUAUGCAGACAGCCCUACUCCAGUUACCUUACAACAAGAUUUAAACCAGUUGAGCUGUUUUCAAAUCAGUUCCCUCAAGCUACAGUGUAAUGAACAUGAUUAUGAACCAGUAUGUGGAGCAGAUGGAAGGUCAUUCAAAUCACCAUGCUAUGCAGGCUGUCAAUAUCACAAUAUCAAAACCAAUACGUUUUCUAAUUGUUCAUGCGUUGGUAAAACUCAAAUGGCAAAACCUGGUAUAUGUUCAAAUACAUGUUAUGGAGGAAUUUAUCUAGCACUUGUCUUAUCAAUAAGAGCUUUUAUCAGCUGCAUAAGUUUUAGCUCAGUUAUCACUGCUUUAAUAAAGUGUGUUGGUGAAUCAGAUAAGGCCGUCCCAUUUUCUAUAUUUAUCUUCACUUCAACACUUAUAGGAUGGAUUCCUGCACCGCCACUAUUUGGUAUGCUGGUAGACAACACCUGUAUUAAAUGGGGUCUCCUACCUUGUCGAGACACUGGUGCCUGCAUGAUGUAUAACUUAGAUGAAUUUAGACUCAGAUUUUUUAUUCUUUUAACUAUCAUACAAGUAGUAUCAUUUUUAUUCCUUGUUGUUGCAACAAUAGUUGGUCACAAAUCCAAAAGAUACAUUUCUUUAACAGUGAGCACUGCAACUGAAACAGCAGAAGAUAACAUUCUAUAGAAAUUUCACAUUUCCUUAAAUGUCAGAUAUAAUGGAAAUAGUAACAAAAAAAUAUUUGGAAGUUAGAGAAUUGUAGAAAAAUUACCAAAAUUAAAAAACAAAAAAAGAACUGAGGUUGUUUGUUGAACUAAAAAAAACAAACAUUCUUUAAGGCAGUGCCCCAGCAUG
Octopus sinensis (East Asian common octopus) is the source of this 2303-nucleotide messenger RNA. Its product is annotated as solute carrier organic anion transporter family member 74D-like. The record is from RefSeq and is a predicted model, not a curated record. Gene Ontology annotation, molecular function: protein binding. Gene Ontology annotation, cellular component: membrane. Gene Ontology annotation, biological process: transmembrane transport; sodium-independent organic anion transport. Lineage: Eukaryota; Metazoa; Mollusca; Cephalopoda; Octopoda; Octopodidae. The transcript is spliced from 13 exons. Bases 21 to 2135 code for a protein of 704 amino acids.